AUGCCAGUGCCGUAUUUAUCUGAAAUUCCUCUUCGCUACGGCCUCCCAGCUGUCGCGGCUGCUGCGGCUUACCUGAAUGCGAGAUGGUCCCUCUUUUAUGAUAUGGGCCUCAUCAAAUCCCUGCUCAAGAUGUCGCUCAAAUUUCGGUUUGCGGAACGUGACGAUAAACUGAAUCUGUUCUACGUCCUCGAAAAACAUGCGCUUUCUCCGGCGACUGCCGAUCAUGAGUUUAUCGUAUACAAUGGCCGGACAUGGACGUUCCAUGACACUUAUCUGAUGGCUUUACGCUAUGGGGCUUGGUUCAAGAGCGUGCAAGGAGUCCGACGCAAGGAGAUUGUUGCAAUUGACUUCAUGAACUCGUCGACUUUCCUAUUCAUGGUCCUCGGCCUUUGGAGCAUCGGAGCCGUCCCUGCCUUUAUCAAUUAUAACCUUUCUGGGAAGCCCCUCGCCCACUCCGUUCGGACCUCGACCACCAAACUUCUUAUCGUCGAUGAAGAGGUCCGCAACUGCUUUCCUCCAGAGUUGUUGAAGACCUUCGCCUCUUCGAGCUUCCGUGAUGGAAAAGGCGCGGUGAAGGUCUUGUUCUUCACGGCCGAUGUCGAGUCUCAGGUACUCGACAUGGAACCUACGAGGGAGGAUGAUCAGGCUCGCGGCAGCCAGCUACCACGCGACAUGGCCAUCUUGAUCUAUACCAGUGGUACGACUGGUCUUCCCAAGCCGGCUAUUGUGAGCUGGAAGAAGUGCUGGGGUGGCAGCUUGUUUGUCGCGGACUGGAUGAAUCUUACCUUGUCCGAUCGCUUCUUCACCUGCAUGCCCCUCUAUCAUUCGUCAGCCUCAGUUCUUGGGUUUGUGACAUGCUUGAUGAGCGGAGCCACUAUGAUCGUCGGGCGCCGGUUUUCUGCUCGCAAUUUCAUCAAGGAAGCUCGAGAAAAUGAUGCGACAAUUAUUCAGUACGUGGGAGAGACCCUACGCUACAUCUUGGGUGUGCCGCCGGAGAUUGACCCUGUCACCGGCGAAGACCUGGAUAAGAAGCACAAUAUCCGGCUUGCAUUUGGCAAUGGCCUUCGUCCAGAUAUCUGGAAUCGCUUCAAGGAGCGCUUCAAUAUUCCUACAAUUGCUGAAUUUUAUGCCGCGACCGAGGGAACCGCAGGUCAGUGGAACAAAUCAACCAAUGAUUUUUCCGCCGGUGCUAUCGGUCGCAACGGCGCUAUCGGCAACGUGGUUUUCGGCCGUGGUACUGCCGUUGUCGAUAUUGACUACGAAACCCAGGAGCCCUGGCGAGAUCCAAAGACUGGCCUCUGCAAGAAAGUGCCUCGCGGGGACCCAGGGGAACUUCUGUUUGCAAUCGACGCCACAGACCCCAGCGCCAAUUUCCAAGGCUAUUUCCAGAACUCAAAGGCGACAGAGAGCAAGAUUAUCCGUGAUGUGUUGAAAAAGGGCGAUGCGUAUUUCCGAACGGGCGAUAUGGUUCGAUGGGACAAGGAUGGACGCUGGUUCUUUUCAGACCGCCUGGGCGACACUUUCCGGUGGAAGAGUGAGAACGUUUCCACUAACGAAGUCGCCGAGGUUCUGGGCUCUCAUCCUGAAGUGUACGAAGCCAAUGUGUAUGGUGUAGCUCUCCCCAAUCACGAUGGCCGUGCUGGGUGUGCGGCGAUUAUCUUCAACCAGCAGCUUGCCAGCGGCAACACUUCAGGCCCUGCCCUAGAACCAUCGCAGACAACUCUCGACAGCCUCGCUGCUUAUACCCUUAAAAACCUCCCGCGCUUUGCUACUCCGCUUUUCAUCCGCGUCAUGCCACAGAUGGCGUCGACCGGGAACAAUAAACAGCAGAAGCAUGUUCUCCGCACCGAAGGGGUCGACGUCUCGCAAGUCUCCCAGAAUGACCGCCUUUACUGGUUGCAGGGCAAUACCUAUGUUCCCUUUGGGCGGAAGGAUUGGGAGCGAUUGAACGGCGGCCAAGUCCGACUUUGA
Messenger RNA from Penicillium macrosclerotiorum, 1971 nucleotides. RefSeq lists its product as uncharacterized. The transcript has 2 exons. Gene Ontology annotation, molecular function: long-chain fatty acid-CoA ligase activity; long-chain fatty acid transmembrane transporter activity. NCBI's taxonomy places the organism in Eukaryota, Fungi, Ascomycota, Eurotiomycetes, Eurotiales, Aspergillaceae. The coding region runs from base 1 to 1971 and encodes 656 amino acids. The record is from RefSeq and is a predicted model, not a curated record.